CUUAUUUGUUUGCUGUAAAAAUAAAUAAAAUAAAGUAGUUUCUUUUUCAGUUUCCAGAUUUAAGUCCUUUUUUAGGGUUCGUUCAUUUCCUUUUUGUUUGUUUUUUCAAAGUGGGGGCUCUCGAUUCAUAAUUGCUUUCCUUUCCUUUUCACUUCCUCACAUAACCAAUUAUUAGAAAGCAAGAAGAAGAACCAGUUCGAUUCCAAUCCAAGAAGAUCCAAUUUGAAAUCAAACCCUAAUUCUACUACAGUGGGCUUCUUCUUCUACUUCAUUAUCCUCUUCUCUAAAAGGUUUUUUGAUUGCUUUUCAUUUUGUUUAAAGUUGUUGUAAUUAGUUUGGUGAAGUCUAGGUAUUGUUUGUCAUUAUUAUUCUUGUUGUGUACAGACUUGAUUGAUUUGGUGAAGUUUAGUUGAGACAAAAGUGAAAAUGGAGUUUGAUUUCUCAGCUGGUUGAAAAUUAAUUAUUACUUGUUACUUACCUAUUUCGAUGUAUCCAAGACUAAGGAAUCAUACAAAUUUGUAACGUUGUUGAUUCAGUAAAUGCAAUUUACUACUGUUUGAGUUUGGGAUUGUUGGGGCUUUCUUUUUUCAGUGUGAACCCAGACUUUAAGAUUUAUUUGGUAAUUUUAGGGUUUGGGGUUUCAUUUCUGGAUCGAUUUGGUAGUGGGUUUGAGUCAGAUUUUGUAUUUGGUUUGGGUUGGGGUUUUAGAAUGGCCAGGAGGUUUGAAAAUCUUGUCUCUGCAAGAAAAUCAUUGAAAAUUGGUUUAGAGAAAUCAAAAACACUUGGUUUUGCAUUAGAUAAAACAGGACCAAGAUUAGAAGAAAUUAUACAGAGAUUACCAUCGUUAGAAGCUGCGGUACGUCCAAUUCGAGCACAGAAAGAGGCUUUAGUUGCUGUAGGAGGUCACAUUGAUCGAGCAGUGGGUCCUGCUGCUGCUGUUUUAAAGGUAUUCGAUGCUGUUCAUGGGCUGGAAAGAUCAUUGUUCUCAGACCCUCGAUCUGAUCUAUCAGGAUACCUUUCGGUUCUUAGAAGACUAGAAGAAGCAUUGAAAUUUUUGGGUGACAAUUGCGGGUUAGCUAUACAAUGGUUAGAGGAUAUUGUAGAGUAUCUUGAAGAUAAUUCAGUUGCAGAUGAGAAGUAUUUAUCGAAUUUGAAGAAUUCUUUGAAGACUCUGGGAGAGUCGCAGACGGAUGAAGAGAGGGCUAGACUCGAUGGUGGGCUUCUUUAUGCUGCUUUGGAGAAAUUGGAAGCUGAAUUCAGGAGACUCCUAAUGGAAUUUAGUGUUCCUCUUCCUAUGUCAUCUGCAACUGGAGAACAGGCUUGCAUUGCCCCAUCUCCAUUACCGGUACAUGUUAUUCAGAAACUACAAGCCAUUAUCGAGAGGUUAACUGCUAAUAACAGAUUAGAUAACUGCAUUUCUAUAUAUGUUGAGGUUCGUAGUGCUAAUGUUAGGGCAAGUUUACAGGCGCUCAAUCUUGAUUACCUCGAGAUAUCUAUUUCAGAAUUUAAUGAUGUGCAAAGUAUAGAAGGCUACAUAGCUCAAUGGGGUAAGCAUUUGGAAUUUGCCGUGAAGCAUCUUUUCGAGGCCGAGUAUAAGCUAUGUAAUGAUGUAUUUGAAAAGAUUGGACUUGAUAUUUGGAUGAGUUGCUUUGCGAAGAUAGCAGCUCAGGCUGGAAUUCUUGCUUUCCUCCAGUUCGGAAAGAUGGUUACAGAGAGUAAAAAAGAUCCAAUCAAACUUUUGAAAUUGUUGGAUAUUUUUUACUCUUUAAACAAGCUAAGAUUAGAUUUUAAUAGGCUUUUUGGAGGGAAGGCGUGCAUCGAAAUUCAGAAUCUCACACGGGAUCUCAUUAAGAGGGUUAUUGAAGGUGCCUGUGAGAUUUUCUGGGAGCUUUUGGUGCAAGUGGAAUUACAGAGGCAGGCUCCUCCUCCUCCAGAUGGAUGUGUACCCAGGUUGGUGAGCUUCAUUACAGAUUACUCUAAUAGGUUGCUUGGUGACGAUUAUAGGCCAAUCUUAACUCAGGUUCUGGUUAUUGAACGAAGCUGGAAGCAAGAGAAGUUCCAAGAAAGGCUUCUUAAUGAUGCUAUCUUGAAUAUAGUUAAGGCUAUUGAGUUAAAUUUGGAAACUUGGUCAAAAGGCUACCAGGAUAUAACCCUUUCGUACAUCUUUAUGAUGAAUAAUCACUGGCAUUUCUACAAGCAUUUGAAGGGAACAAAACUUGGGGAUCUCUUGGGAGAUGUUUGGUUGAGAGAACAUGAACAGUACAAGGAGUAUUAUGCUGCAGUGUACUUGCGAGAAACAUGGGGGAAGCUUCCUGCUUUAUUAAGCAGGGAAGGUCUGAUAAUGUUCUCAGGUGGGAGAGCUACUGCCAGAGAUCUGGUGAAGAAGCGUCUGAAGGCAUUCAACGAGGCUUUUGAUGAAAUGUAUAAAAAACAGUUGAACUGGGUUAUUUCUGAGAAGGAUCUUAGAGAGAAGACUUGUCAUCUGGCUGUGCAGGCUAUUGUUCCUGUUUACAGAAGUUAUAUGCAGAAUUACGGGCCAUUGGUGGAGCAAGAUGCGAGCUCAAGCAAGUAUGCAAAGUACACGGCUCAAAGUUUGGAGAAGAUGCUAAGUUCUUUGUUUCAGCCGAAAACCGGGAAAUUCGGUAGUUUCAAAUCAAGGCAAUAUUCUAGUUUUAAUGGAAAAGCAAAUGAUGCAGUUAAAAGCCCUCUUCUUCGCUCUUCUUCAACUCUUGUGUGAUUGCAUAUGCCGCUUGAAGUUGUUAGUUGCUGCUUCUUCUAUGGUUAGAUUGCUCGCCUGUACAUAGUGAUACGCCCAUUGGGUUUCUCUAUGGAUACAGAGGUGUGGGAACAGCUGCAAGUAUAGCUGUAUAACAGUGAUCUGGAUAAACUGACGGGUCGGAUCCUCGUAUCAAGUUAUCAGCACAGAUUCCUGGAAUUUACAGUUUUGUAUUUGCAACACAGAAACCUUCUUCUAUGAACUGAUGAGUACCCAGCGUUUAAGAUGUGAAGGGUAUUUGUAGCUGGGCAUGCAAAUUAGCUUUAGCAACAAGAAAAAGGAGCGCAGCCACCUUAUCAUUUCAGGAACUAUGUUAGCUAGUACGAUAAUAAAAUGACUGAAAUUUGCAAUGUUCGUGAACUUAAACUGAAUUCUCAUAAGAAACUAGCAUUCUGGAGUGUCUUGGCAUUUA
This is a messenger RNA of Papaver somniferum (opium poppy), 3188 nucleotides long. Its product is annotated as exocyst complex component EXO70A1-like. Gene Ontology annotation, molecular function: phosphatidylinositol-4,5-bisphosphate binding. The transcript is spliced from 2 exons. NCBI's taxonomy places the organism in Eukaryota, Viridiplantae, Streptophyta, Magnoliopsida, Ranunculales, Papaveraceae. Gene Ontology annotation, biological process: exocytosis. Gene Ontology annotation, cellular component: exocyst. The record is from RefSeq and is a predicted model, not a curated record. The coding region runs from base 710 to 2737 and encodes 675 amino acids.